Molecule: messenger RNA, 2064 nt
Organism: Nematostella vectensis (starlet sea anemone)
Lineage: Eukaryota; Metazoa; Cnidaria; Anthozoa; Actiniaria; Edwardsiidae
Product: aspartoacylase
Exons: 1
Coding region: 98-1033 (311 amino acids)
Molecular function (GO): hydrolase activity, acting on carbon-nitrogen (but not peptide) bonds, in linear amides; hydrolase activity, acting on ester bonds
Source: RefSeq, a predicted model, not a curated record
UUUCUUCGUAUCACUUCGCAUCAUUUUUGGGAACCAGAGUUUGGGAACGGUAUCGCUAAAGUUAGCAGGUAACUUAUAUCUAAAUUUCUAGCGUGACAUGACCCAACCUACCGCUUUUUCCAACGUGCUCGUCGUUGGAGGAACGCACGGGAAUGAACUUACUGGGGUUUACCUUGUCAAACACUGGCAAAAGCAGCCGAAACUGGUAGAGCGCAGUUCCUUCAAAACACAUCUAUGCUUGGGCAAUACAAAGGCUGUGGAGAAAUGCGUACGUUAUAUUGAUAAAGACCUGAACCGUGAGCGGUUUGACCGAUUCGAAAAGGAUACAAAAGAAUGUACCCAUUACGAGACAAAAAGAAAGCAGGAGCUGAUCUCAUGGAUGGCGCUAGAGCAGAUUGACUUCGUGAUUGAUCUCCACAACACGACGUCCAACAUGGGAGUAACUUUGAUCCUGCGCUCCAUAGAAAGUAUUUUAUUACUGCACUUGGUAGGUGAAGUACAGGAAAAAAUGCCAUUCCCAGUUCAUAUUUUAGUUUUGCCAGAUCGUCCAAAAAAAAGUUUUUCUGGGGACAGCGCUACCGGGGGAUGGAGUUUAUAUACUGAGUUUAGUAUUGGUAUUGAGGUGGGACCCAUAUCCCAUGGUACCCUAAAAGGGGAGACAAUACAAAAGCAAGAAAAAGUCCUACAGGCAUUCCUUGACAGCGUCGAGAAGCACAAUGCUACAAAGACUUACCCAAAGAGAAGUAUACAGGUCUUCAAAUGGGUAGAAGCAGUCCAUUACCCACUUGACGAGUUAGAGGAAGUUACAGCCUUUGUCCAUCCUGCUUUAGACUCUCAGGACUGGGAGCCUCUUCGCCCUGGCAGCCCAAUGCUCAUGACAUUUGAGGGGGACACUGUUUACUACCAAGGCAAAGAAAUUGUAUAUCCAGUCUUUAUCAAUGAGGCAGCAUAUUUUGAUGUUAAGAAAAAUAUUGCCUUUGCCAUGACUAGGAAAAUGUCGAUUGACUUACCAGAACUUGACAAGACUACCUAAAUAUGGUGGCGAAACUAUGACAUGGAAUUACAUACACCCAUUUUAAUUAUAUACACCUAUUGCAAUAAAAAAUCGAUAUAUCCUAACCAACAGUGCUUCAUGGAUAGCAUGUAAAAGGCUGAAUCCUUGUAUCUGAAAGCCAUGCUAAUGUUCACAGGAACAUGAGUAAGAAUACUAUAGCUCUUAAAGGCUGGAUUUGUUUUAAUUCAUGCUUAUUUGUUUGUUUACUUGAUAAGCAUUUCGGGUUAUAAUACAUGGAUUCCCAGAGUGCAACCUUCUUUGAAAUAUGUGUAUCAUUCACUUUUUUUGUAAGAAUAUCUAAUUUUCAGUUGAGGCUGGGGAGUUCUUAUUUUCGGAGUAUUUCAAAGGCUGAAGAUGUUUUAAACUAUGUUAUUAAAAUUUAGUGUAUAUAAAAAUAUAAUUACAAUAAAUCAUUGGGAUGAGAAAUAUACAACCAAUCAAUAGCAAUAUAACAUUUAAGGUUAUUAACAUAAUUUGAUUCUGCAUUUUAGAAUGCAUCAGACUGAGAGCAAUAUUUGGCUGCAUAGAAAUUGAUUGUACUUUUAGGUUUCAGAACAGGCUGUUUCUUUACUCAAACCUUGAAAUUACAUAAAUAAACCAACUAGAUCCUCUGCAUAAAUCCCUUUUUACAAAGAAUUGGCUUAUUUAUAUUUAUUACACUUGGGCGUAUUAACCUGGAGAGUUUUGUUGUUUUGUAACACUUGUUUUAUUCCGUCAAACUUUCUCAGAACAAGCCCUUUAAAACAGCUUCACAUACAUAGGAAGAUCCCAUGAAAAAAAAAAGAUCAUUCAAGAUAGGAAGCUACUUCGUGUGCCUUGCCCCAUGAAAGGAAAAAAAAGUGUUGUUCAAGAAACAAAGAUAUUUCAAAAUUCUUUAUAAAAACCAGAACAGGACCCAACAUUAAUUCUCUUUCAAAAGCUUGUGCAGGUUGAUGUCAUACCGCUCAAAAACGUUUGCCCGACAGACGUAAUGCUUAUAAUAAUAAAGGUACCGUGGUUUCAACCCCUUA